AUGUCAUCCUCCGUGAAGCACCAGUACAUGCCCAGUGAUAAAGAAGAAGGCGAGGUCAAGUCGAGCAUGGAGAUGCCCGCCCCACGUCGCGCUGUGGGAGCUGUAGCACCGGGCAGCUCCUCGAACGAGUCCGUGGGUUCAGCUUCAUCAGGUGGUUCACCAAUCUCUCCGAACCUUGCUGGCCUCUCGGUCGAUGACCUGGCACAAGGUAACUUAAUCCACAGGAACCCCAUGGUCGAGUGCAAGACGCCUGCCUCCCAUUUUCAGCAUGCUCUGAACACCUCGGCCUCAGCGUCGAUGGGCGACUGGCUGGCGAUGGGUCUUGCGCCUAGUAGGGAUGCGCUUUCAAGACAUGCUCUGGAUUUUCCUGCCGCAGAGCGUGCGCUUCACGAUGGGGCCACGGACAAGCACAACUCCACGCCAGCUGCCUUGCCCCUCACGUUCGUGGAGAACGUUUCGGCCAAAGAUGCUGACAUGUGCGCGUGGAGCGUGCGCGUCGAUGGCGCCGUCCAGUAUGUCAAGGAGAGAGGUCCGGGCCAGCUCAAGAUGAAGGCAGGCCUCGACUUCUUCAUCAGUGUUCGAACGCAGAUGAUCCUCCGCUCGCUCACCACCGGCAAGGCACCCAGCCUGGAGUUGGACUGGUGGACCGCGAGCACCGACAGCAACCAGCACGCCCAACAUUUUCACAAGCUCUCCCUGCGCGCGGCGGAGACGAAGAACGAGGUCGUGCGCCUUCUUGAAUGCGGCCAGACGCCACAUUCGAUGGAUGUGAUGCAAAGGAUGAUGCGCCAGUGCCAGGAGCUCGAUGAAAAGAUUGCCGGGAUGCUGCGCGAGCUGCCGACAUGUUUUCGGUGGAGGACGGUCGGUUGGGAGGAAUUCGACGGCCAUCGCGGAUAUGCCAACGCCGAGGUGUUCCCGGGGCGCGUUGACAAGUACGCCGACAUGAUUGUGGCCAACACGUGGAACGUGAUGCGGUGCACGCGCCUCAUGUUGGCCUCGCUCAUGGUGCGAGCGACGGCCUGGCUCGUCUGGCCAGCCGACUACCAUAUGAGUGCCAGCUACGAGUCGAGCGCAAAGUUGAGCACCGAGCUGCUGGCUGACAUCGUGGCCUCGGUACCCUAUCAUCUGGGUUGGCCGGCCAAGAAUGAGAGCGUCUGCGGCGAGGCGCAGCUGUCGAGCUUCGCGCGCGGUGAGGGCGCGGCGGAGAAGGGUCUCGCAUGCUACCUGCUGCUGUGGCCGUUGGCAUUUAUCCAGGGCCAAGACUUUUUGACGAGCGCGCAACGGGCCUGGAUCAAGGGUCGACUCCGGCACAUCGGGUACAAGAUGGGGGUUCGGUACGCCAUCAUGCUCUCACAGCUGGACGUGCGAGCGCCUUCGAUGCUCGUCCAACGGGACCGGCUGAUGAGUUGCCGGUCUAAUGGCUUCGACGAUGUCGGCCAGUUCGUGCGAAGCCAAGAGAUGGCAUCACAAAUUCCUUUUGACACGUGCAUCGACGGCGGUGAUUGGCAAGAGGUUACUCGCGGAAUGAGAAGAAAUCGCCAGCUGGAGGAGCUGAGGCGGCGCGUCGUGGAGGUGCCUGGAGCCGUCGACGAAGCGACCGUCAAUCUCUGGCUCGAGCUCUGA
This is a messenger RNA of Drechmeria coniospora, 1623 nucleotides long. RefSeq lists its product as uncharacterized. NCBI's taxonomy places the organism in Eukaryota, Fungi, Ascomycota, Sordariomycetes, Hypocreales, Ophiocordycipitaceae. The transcript has 4 exons. The record is from RefSeq and is a predicted model, not a curated record. The coding region runs from base 1 to 1623 and encodes 540 amino acids.